UAGGUUUUCCCUGCAGUAUUUCUUCUGAUUAAAAAAAAUCUUAAGGGUCUGUUUGUUCCAUGCAUUUGCCAAAGCAGUCUGCAUGUUUUUCCUUGGAAUCAAUAAAUAAUUUGCCCAGAGACAUCUUACAAGCAAUCAGCCAACAUAUUUGCUUGCAUUCUUUUUAGUUGAUUCCACAGGUUUCGUAUACAUAAAUAAGAAAUGGACAUCUCAAUCAAUAGUCAGGCCAAAGCAUAGGGGAAGCCUGGAGUACAUAAGGCUCUUCUGAUCUCGCAAAGCGUAAGUUGCUCUGGGAUUUGAGCUGUACGGAAAGAAGAUGAAAUCAUAGCUGGAUGCAGAAUAAAAUCCAGCACAGAUACAUCAGCUGAGCAUGUGAAUAUGCAGCACAGAUACAGAAAGGAUACACAAAGACCCUGGGCAGGUGCACAUAUUAUGGUAGGCUGAACUGGGAUAAGUUAACUUCAUUUUGUCUUAACCUCACUCUCAUCUCUGUCGCCUGUGCAUGAGGCAAGUGCCUUUAAGGGAACCUUAAAAUAACAGCUCUGCCUGGGAGAUGUGAUGAAUGUAACAGGUGCAGAGAUUAUUUCCAGGCCAUGUGUGUGCGUCUGUGUGUAACAGCAAGAGGGGGAGAGUGAAAGCAGAAAAAGGAGAGAGCACAUUGAUGUCCCUGCUGCGUCUCUAGCCUGUGAAUCUUACAGCAGAUUGCCUUUGAGCGACCUAAAUUCUAACGGAAAACAGAGAAAGAUCGGAAGAAGAGAAGAGCGUGUACACCUAAAGGGUUAUUUACAUCAAUUCUCGCAGUUGAAGGGAAAUAAACCUCGCUACACAAAUGAUGUGGCCUAAUUUUUUCAUGCAAGAGGAGGAGCAGCGCUUCUCAGGAAGAGGUAGAGGACAACGUGGAAAAGGCUUGACUGAUGCACAGGAGGGUAAAAUCAAAUUGGCCUUUUUUGUGGCCCUUGUGGGGGUGACACUGUCUGUGCUGGCAGUUGGGACAGAGUUUUGGGUGGAAGUGAACACCUAUAAGCAGAACCACAGUAUGACAUGUGAAGCUGCCCAUUUUGGGCUAUGGAAGUAUUGCUACAAGAAACUAUGGAUCUCUGAUGUGGAUGAAUACCGUGCAACCUGUGGACCUGCAGAGCUGCCUGGAGAUUCUAACUGUUCAUAUUUCAAGUUUUUUACUACUGGGGAAAAUGCAUACAUCUUUCAGCGUGUCACACACAAGGAUCUCAAUAUUUCUGCAGCUGUUCUAUCUCUUUUGAGUAUAACAUUUAUGGUAAUGGGAUCAAUAUGUAUCACUAUGGUUUUGAGCAAAGGUGUGGAGUUCCUCCUAAAGCCUGCAUCUUUCUUCUUCAUCCUUUCUGGUGUAUUUGUACUCAUCACUAUGGUAAUAUUUCAUCAAGCUGUCAUCUGGCUAAUGGGAAGCAACCACAAUGUGAAGCUAGAAUAUGAGUAUUCAUGGUCUGUAGCCUGUGCAGCAGCAGCUGGAGCCAUCUUGAUAUUCGGUGGAAUAUGUUGCAUUUUCUUGGUAUUGCCAUCACUCCCCAAAAAACCAUGGGAGUACUGCAUGAAAAAGGGGAGUAGUUCAUAAAACAAGAACUGGAGAUCACAAUUGCUUAAUAUCCUAGCACACAAGCUAGAGAACAUUCACACAUUGCCGGGUUCCCAACAGUAACGUCCUUCGCAAAAUGAGGACAGUUGUUUGUUUACGUCAUUGUAAUUUUAUUCACCUGAUCCAGAGUAAAAGUCAGUAUUCAGACUAUGGGGUUUGUAACAAAGGAAAAAGAAGGAGGCUUGAACACAAGGACAGACUAUUUUUAUCAUAUUUUGGACUGGAUGUUUUUUUUUUUUUUUUGUUUCCCCCUUUGUACAUAAGCUUUGUAGCAUCCAGAACUCUGUCAUGGUAUUUUAUUUGGGGAGGGUUAUUGUAUAUGGUGGUAUAUUAUAUUGUGCUAUUAAAAGUUAUUUUUAUUCCGGUGAUUGUUUGCAUUUAGCUACGCAUAUAUAUUUAUAGAUUAUAAUCAAAUCUCAAUCUUUUAUGUAAAUAUGAGCUGGUACUUUGUGAACCUAUGUAUUCUGCAUGUAAACCAAAGAAAAAGACAGGUACAUUAUGAUGGAAAAGGCUGUGGUUUUGAGAAAGAAAACUUUUUAUAUUGGAACAGAUUAGUAGACAACUAGGUUACUCUUAGAGAAGGAAGGAAAAGGGAAUUGUCGAAGGGCCUAGAGAAAAGAUAUAAUUGCAUUCAAGUUGUGGACCUCAUAAAAUAUACAAGACACAAUAUAAAUACAUGCCAUUUAACCUCUUAAGGACCAAGGACGUACCAGUACAUCCUGAGUCAGCUUCUGUUCUAUAACGCGGGACCCGUGGCUAAUAGCGUGUGGCACUGAUCGCAGUGCUGCGCGCCAUUAACCAUUUAGAGGCGGCAUUCAAAGUUGAUCGCCGCAUCUAAAGUGAAACUAAACUACCCCCGGCUAGCUCAACGGGCUGUUCGGGAUCGCCGUGACAUCGUGGCGUCCCGAACAGCUGUAAGACUUUUUUUUUUCACUUUUUUUUCCUCAUAGGAUUGCAAAAAAAAGUUAAAAAAAAAGUUAAUAAAGAUCAUUUAACCCCUUCCCUAAUAAAAGUUUGAAUCACCCCCCUUUUCCCAUUUAAAAAAAAGUGUAAAUAAAAAAAUAAACAUAUGUGGUAUUACCGCCUGUGGAAUUGUUGAAGCAAUCAAAAAGUCCGAUCAAUACUAAAAUGGUACCGAUAAAAACUUCCGUUCACGGAGCAAAAAAAUUUGCCCUCAUACCGCCUCACACACAGAAAAAUAAAAAAGUUAUAGGGGUCAGAAUAUGACAAUUUUAAACAUAUACAUUUUCCUGCAUGUAGUUAUGAUUUUUUCCAGAAGUACAACAAAAUCCAACCUAUAUAAUUAGGGUAUCAUUUUAAUCAUAUGGACCUACAGAAUAAAGAGAAGGUGUCAUUUUUACCGAAAAAUGUACUGCGUAACGGAAGCCCCCAAAAGUUACAAAAUGGUGUUUUUUCUUCAAUUUUGUUGCACGAUGAUUUUUUUUUUCAUUUCUUCGUAGAUUUUUGGGUAAAAUGGCUGUCAUUACAAAGCAGAAUUGGUGGCGCAAAAAAAAGUCAUCAUAUGGAUUUUUAGGUGCGAAAAUUGAAAGAGUUAGGAUUUUUUAAAGGUAAAGAGGAAAAAAAUGAAAGUUCAAAAAUGGAAAAACCCCUGGUCCUUAAGGGGUUAAUGGUUUAAUGCAAAGUGCCAACAACUGACCAACUAGUAGUUUAAAAUGUAGAUGGUAAACUAUAGCUGUGAUUUACUGCUAUAUUAGAUUUGAUUUGUCAUAUUCUUCCAGACUGUCAAAUCACUAAAUCUACUCAAAAGAGCAGCCCAAUUCACCAGUAUUUCCUCGUAUCUUCCUGUCCAGGGUAGCCUCUGUACAGGGUGUGAGUAGCCUGAAGCUGUAGUAUUAGAGUUCGAGAGGUACAGAUGAUGUGUGAGGCUUUACAAAUACAGUGGUCCCUCAACAUACGAUGGUAAUCCUUUCCAAAUGGACCAUCGUUUCUUGAAACCAUCGUAUGUUGAGGGAUCCGUGCAAUGUAAAGUAUAGGACAGUGGUCUACAACUUGCCGACCUCCACAUGUUGCAAAACUACAACACGCAGCAUGCCGGGACAGCCAAUGGCUGUCCGGGCAUGCUGGGAGUUGUAGUUUGGCAACAUCUGGAGGUCCGCAGGUUGAAGGCCACUGGUAUUGGAGGUUAUACUCACGUGUCCCCACCGCUCCGGACCAUCACCACCGCCCUGGAUGUCGCCCUCCAUCGCUGUCGCCGCGUCCUCGGGAUGUCACCGACGCUCCAGCAAGGCCUCUGCUUCCCCGGCAUCCUCGCUCUCCGUUACUGCCAUCACGUCGCUACGCACGCCUCCUAUUGGAUGAUGGGACGGCGUGCGCAGCGAAGUGAUGACGACGAUGGAGAGCGCCGACGAUGCAGGGGAUCCCGAUGAGGAUGGCCCGGAGCCCCGAGGACAGGUAAGAGACCCUCACCGGACCACACGGGGCACUGUAAACGGCUAUCAGGUGGCAGCUGAAGCAGUCUGCGCUGCCAAAUAGCCGUUUAUGCAAAGGCCCCGGCAUACAAAAGCAUCGUCUGUUGAUGCUGCCUUCAGCAUGCAAUGGCCUCUGAGAGGCCAUCGUAUGUUGAAAUGAUGGUAUGUCGGGGCCAUCGUAGGUCGAGGGGGGGGGGGGUCACUGUACUUUUCUUGUACAUCCAGGUCUCAGUGGCUUUUGUAUUUUCCAUGAUAUCAACUUAAAAGAAUUCUCAUCUUGGCUGUUACUGUUUCUUAAAACCCAUGAGGUGAGGCUCCCUGUGCUUUUAGAUAUAGACUGUGCUAAUUCAGUCUUCAUUCCACUGGAGUUUUAUAACAUUAACCAGAGUUUUGUACACAGUACUGUCAAAGGCUCUGGAGAAAGAGCAUUUUGCUGCCUGUGUGGUAAUGCUAACGUCUACUUAGAUUAUACAAGUCCAUGAAUGGCGUACUCUGCUACAGCUUAAAAUAACUCACUACCACUUUUAAUUUGUCUUCUUCUGUACCUUAAUGCCUGGAAAGGCAGCUUAGUUUACUUAAAUGGUCACCACUAUGAACAGUAACAUAAUACACCGGUUUGGGAAUAUCAUUUUGAUGUAACAACAGUUUUUGACGGCAAAUGGUCCCAGGUGUCAACAAUAGACACCACAAAUUCCAAAGAAGACCUAGAAUCAUAUAUAUAUAUAUAUAUAUAUAUAUAUAUAUAUAUAUAUAUAUAUACAAAUAGAAAUGUGGGUUGGCUUAUGAUAAUUUUUGUCCAUCCUCUGUGUGUACCAUUUUAAAGUUUGCUAUAAUUCUGCUAUGCAUGACCAGGAAAAGUGGCUAAGCAUUUGUAAUGCCAAUCUAGAUGUUAUUUUCUGUAAUAAAUUAUUAUUAAACUAUUGAUUAUAAAACUAUAAACAUUGAACAUCCUCACUUCAGUUUCCACAAUGACUGAACAGUUACAUGCACAGUGAUGAUCUUGACUUAUAGAACUUCUUCACUAACCAGUAAGAUGAUGCGUAUAUGAAGGAACAUCAGGCAAAAAAAAAGAAAGAAAUAUUGCUCCGAGAAGAAGUUGUUGGAAUCAAGCUAAAGUAAUGAUGAUAUAAAAGUAACUACAAUAUUAGAGCAAAAUUAUAAGUUUAUUAGGAAAGGAGGCUCUGGUACUCUUUUGUGAAAAACAAAAAACUGAUUUGACUCUAAAGACAAUAUGGUUUCGGUCCACAGCAAUUCAGGUUUUUUAUUCAUGACACCACUGCAAAUAAAUUGACCGGCUGUCGCGGACCGGCUGUCAAUGACAGGACACAUAAUAGGUGUCAUGACAUCAAAAUUUCCUUUUACUAAGUGCCUGGAAAUGGGAGCGGUAUGUAAUGAAAGUGCCACCUGUGUCUGGUUGGUGAAUAAAAAAAAACGUGGAAGCUG
Molecule: messenger RNA, 5481 nt
Organism: Hyla sarda
Lineage: Eukaryota; Metazoa; Chordata; Amphibia; Anura; Hylidae
Gene: CACNG6
Product: calcium voltage-gated channel auxiliary subunit gamma 6
Exons: 4
Coding region: 830-1588 (252 amino acids)
Biological process (GO): regulation of calcium ion transmembrane transport via high voltage-gated calcium channel; calcium ion transport
Cellular component (GO): membrane; L-type voltage-gated calcium channel complex
Molecular function (GO): calcium channel regulator activity
Source: RefSeq, a predicted model, not a curated record